AAUUCAAACAAGAGAUCUACAAGCAUAUAAAGAGACACGACUUGCAUUAGCAAGAAUUGGUGUAGGUGUAACACAGGAAGCUCAAGAUAUUUUUGAUGCUUUGAGUAAAACGUUACCAUGUCGAUGGGCAGAUGAAAAAAUUGUUGUUUUGGACGAGGUUAUUAUUAAUCCACCUUAUGAUCUUGAAAAUUGUAAAGCAAGUUCGAGCGCUUCUGGCUCGCUGGCAAGAGUUCGGAAAGUGCUUGAAGGCGAGAAAAGAAGAUUGGCCAACAUUAGAAAACAAUAA
Messenger RNA from Entrophospora sp. SA101, 286 nucleotides. Lineage: Eukaryota; Fungi; Glomeromycota; Glomeromycetes; Entrophosporales; Entrophosporaceae. The record is from the annotation of a GenBank genome assembly.